GCGGGGAGGGAGGGAGGAGGCCCGCGAGGAGCUCAGGGUGUCCGUAGCUCUUCUUUUUCGCCGCGAUGAAGCGCCCUUGCGAGGAGACGACCUCUGAAAGCGACCUAGACGAGACCAUCGACGUGGGGAGCGAGAACAAUUACUCCGGGCACAGUGCAAGCUCAGUGAUGAGGUCCAAUUCACCUACAACCACCUCUCAGAUUAUGGCAAGAAAGAAAAGGAGAGGGAUCAUAGAAAAAAGGCGUCGGGAUCGAAUAAAUAACAGUUUAUCUGAAUUGAGAAGACUAGUGCCAACAGCUUUUGAAAAACAAGGAUCUGCCAAGUUGGAAAAGGCUGAAAUUCUGCAAAUGACAGUGGAUCAUUUGAAGAUGCUCCAGGCAACAGGGGGGAAAGGCUACUUUGACGCCCAUGCCCUUGCCACGGACUUUAUGAGCAUUGGAUUCCGAGAAUGCUUGACAGAAGUGGCGAGGUACCUAAGCUCUGUGGAAGGCCUUGACCCUUCGGACCCACUACGCGUGCGCCUUGUCUCUCAUCUCAGCACCUGUGCCUCCCAGCGGGAGGCAGCAGUGAUGACAUCCUCCAUGUCCCACCACCAUCACCCCCUGCACCCUCACCACUGGGCAGCGGCCUUCCACCAUCUCCCCACAUCCCUGCUCCAACCCAAUGGACUCCACACAUCAGAGUCAACGCCAUGUCGCCUAUCCACGUCUUCAGAAGUGCCUCCUGCUCAUGGCUCUGCCCUCCUCACAGCAACAUUUGCCCAUGCAGAUUCUGCUCUUCGGAUGCCAUCAACGGGCACCGUCGCACCCUGCGUGCCACCUCUCUCCACCUCUCUCCUGUCUCUUUCAGCUACUGUGCAUGCCGCAGCAGCAGCGGCCACCGCAGCUGCACACAGCUUCCCUCUGUCCUUCGCAGGGGCCUUUCCCAUGCUCCCAUCCAAUGCAGCAGCAGCCGCCGCGGUUGCCGCUGCAACAGCAAUCAGCCCACCGUUAUCAGUGUCUGCAGCCUCCAGUCCUCAGCAGACAAGCAGUGGAACAAACAGUAAACCUUACCGACCCUGGGGGACAGAAGUUGGAGCCUUUUAAGUUAUUCUUGAAUCUCUUUGCAAUAGUAACUGGUGUCCUCCGUUUCGGAAUCAGCUUCAAACCUCUGCACCCGGACGGUAGUCAUACAGAUACGUCCAGAUCUCCACAGCAGCAAUAAAGCGAUUUGAGAAGAAACUUCCCACAAAUGGAAAUGUAGUAUUAUUUUUUCCUUUGUUUAAGGCAGCUUGGCAACUGACAUCAACAACUUGAAAGCCGCACACCGGUUUCCAUUUAAACUUUCUUGGAAAAUACACCGAUGUUACCAUCCAGUAGUGCAUUUAUACUCCUGAUUUGGAAAAGAAAAAACCCCAUAACUGAGUUCUCCUGAUGCAGGAAGGGAGAAGAAAAAAAAAAUACCAUGUUUCCUAAGUGCCUGAACUAAGAAACAUAAUGUAGCACAAGGUCAGAAGGGUAUAACCGUUAAGGUGAGAAAGGGAGAGUGCAGACAAGGUGUCGGGCUGCAGAUACAGUGUUCUUUGGGAACCAGAAAGAUGAAUGAAAGUUAAGUUGAAAGACCUAGUUUUGUCUUUGUUUUCUUUAUACAGACUUGCCAGGCAGUGACAUUUAGCAGUGCACUGAAAUAAAAAUUCCCCCAGAGCCCCCAUUAACAAGCAUUUCUGGUCUGCCUUCAAGCUUCCGUACCUCUGGUGAGCCCUAGCUUAAAACGCUAUGCUUCUUUAUGUAAACUUACAGGUAUACAUGCACUAGAAGCAGUUACCUACUGUGUGCCCACCAGAGGUUCACUCACACGAACGGGAAAACUUCAGUUUGCCAGACUUUGGAUUAAUUUAUUGUUUCACUUGGACUAUGUUUAUAUAUUUAACUUCUUCAGUUUUCUCCUGACAACAUGUAAUGUCUGUUCUUGUCUGUUUGGGGGUGGGGGGGGUGUUGCAUUUUUGGAAGUAACGAGAGAAGGAGAGAUGAUAUGGAAGGGAAAAGCUACAUGAUGUAAAUGUCUUGGUCAAAUCACAACGAAUGUAUGGAAUGAGUUGUAUAUAAAUUAUUUUUGUCCAUGCAUAGACUAGUGCUACAUAAUGGUGUUUUGGUUUUGAUUUUUUUUUAUCUUAACAAUGAAAUAAUCUCUUAAGACAUUGAAAUUGAGCACAUGAGAUUUUAUAUUUGAAAGAAUAAGGCACAGCAUGUAUUCUUAUGCACUUCGUUUCUCUGCUGUGUGGAGAAAGCAGUAAACAAGAGAAUAUUAAACAUUAUGCAAAGUUAUACUCAUAAAUAUGUUUUUAAAAUUACUGUACCUAGUCUCUUCUGUAUUACUUUGUAACUUUUUUCUAUGCAAAAGUCUACGUGUCACUAAUUAAAUGACGUCCUUUUUGACUAUUUC
Messenger RNA from Rattus norvegicus (Norway rat), 2421 nucleotides. RefSeq names its product hes-related family bHLH transcription factor with YRPW motif 2 (gene Hey2). Gene Ontology annotation, molecular function: DNA-binding transcription factor activity; histone deacetylase binding; DNA-binding transcription repressor activity, RNA polymerase II-specific. Gene Ontology annotation, biological process: regulation of DNA-templated transcription; muscular septum morphogenesis; negative regulation of biomineral tissue development. Bases 66 to 1085 code for a protein of 339 amino acids. The transcript is spliced from 5 exons. Gene Ontology annotation, cellular component: cytoplasm; nucleus; transcription repressor complex. The record is from RefSeq and is marked validated. Lineage: Eukaryota; Metazoa; Chordata; Mammalia; Rodentia; Muridae.